Messenger RNA from Drosophila kikkawai, 2931 nucleotides. Its product is annotated as SH2 domain-containing protein 3C. NCBI's taxonomy places the organism in Eukaryota, Metazoa, Arthropoda, Insecta, Diptera, Drosophilidae. Gene Ontology annotation, biological process: small GTPase-mediated signal transduction; positive regulation of peptidyl-serine phosphorylation. Gene Ontology annotation, molecular function: guanyl-nucleotide exchange factor activity; phosphotyrosine residue binding. The record is from RefSeq and is a predicted model, not a curated record.
CAGCGCAGAGUUCAGACGUUUGCAAUCUAAAGGAAGGCCUAGAAAGUGUAUUCACGUUCAAGGGCUGGGUCUGUGAUAAAAAAAAAUAUAUUUUAGAUGGUUUUUAGAGCCACAUUUUAAACUUUGAAUCGAAUGGUGUCUGCAAACUAACAGCUAGGACAAGGACGAAACAUGUUAGGGCGUAUCCUAGCCCAACUUUGAGCUACGAGGAACUGAGACCGCGCUGCAAGGACAAUAGCCCCCACUGGCAGAUCGGCGACUGUGAGAUGGAUAAUUACAACGGCAGCAAGGCGUCCACGCCACUGGCCAGCGGACAUCCGAAUCCAAGCGAGCAGCAGGAAGCCAUCGCCUUGAAGAAGGCACUUGAGUGGGAGCUGAGCCUGGAUGCCCGAGAGCUGCGCUCGCAUGCCUGGUAUCAUGGAGCCCUGCCACGCCAGCGCGCGGAGGAGAUCGUUCAGCGGGAGGGAGACUUUCUGGUCCGGGAUUGCGCCUCUCAGCCGGAUAAUUAUGUGCUCAGCUGCCGGAGCAAGGCGGCUGUCCUGCACUUUGUUCUCAAUAAGUUGGUACUUCAACCGGAAACUGUGUAUGAGCGCGUGCAGUUCCAGUUUGAGGAGGAUGCUUUUGACACGGUCCCCGACCUCAUCACCUUUUACGUGGGCUCCGGCAAGCCCAUAUCAGCAGCUUCGGGCGCUCUUAUACAGUUCCCCUGCAAUCGCACCUAUCCGCUCUCCUUUUACGGCCACAAGAUCGUGGGCAAUCAGCUGCACACCCAAAUGCUGGCCGGCCUCCGUGGUCUAAGUCCCCUGAACUCUCCGAUGGGCAAUAGUGGCAACGUGGGGAUAGGAUCAGGCAGUGCCGGUGUCUUCCGCUUCGAUCCCUCGCAGCAGCAGCCACCGGGCUCCCCGGCCAGCCCACACUGCUCGCCUCCGCGGGCCAGACGUGAAGUUCCGUCGCCACCGCGGCUUCCAUGCAAGAAGCAGCAGCGCUCCCAAAGCCUGACUCCCGCCCAGGCCAUGGUGGUGAGCAACAUAAACAAGCUGCAGGAGCAACAGCAAUUGCAGGAAUUAGCAAACGGAAAUGGCAACGGGCUGACACGCUUCCAGACCAUCGCCAGGUGCAACCCCACCAGUGAGCAGCAGCAGCAUCUGGAGAGCAAAUUCACUACCCACUCUCUGCCACGACCCAGUACUCUGGCCUCCCAGACGCUACGACAACAGGCGGCGGCACGGAUUUCGAGCCUUGGAAGAAACUGUAGCAUGGACUCACCGCCGACAGACUCCAGGCCGCCCAGUCCACCGCCCAAGCCACGAAAGGAACCAAUGGCCGCUGUGCUGGCCUACCAGGCCAGUGGAUCGGACUCGGGUAACGGUUCUGGGGACUCGGCUCUGGGUGAUGCCAGCGAAGUGAUGAGCAUUCAGCGGGGAGUGAUCAUCAAGAAUCCGAGGUUCAUGACCAGCUCCAUCUCCAAUGGGACGUUGAAGAGCUUCACAGAGUUCGAUGCGUAUGCAGCCGAGGAGCAGCUGUUUACCAUGGCUAUUGAGGAAACAAGAACGGCAAGCAAAUUCGACUUUGAGAACUUCAGCACUCUGCUGCUUCCUUCCGUGGAAAACAAGCCCCUGGACGGCGAUGCUUUGAACACCUUUAAAAUGAUGCUCCUGGAGACUGGUCCUAAGCUCUUGGCCGAACAUAUAACCCGCAUCGAUAUUGGACUGUUCCUAGAGGAACCGACCAACGAGGACGAUUACUAUCUGAGCUGCUCAGGCAUCGAGCUGCUGACACUGCCCCAUGGCAAGCUCUUUCGCGAGGACAUCAUCGAGCGGACACAGUGCAUCAAGCUGAUGGUGGCUGUAACCAUACUAACCUGUCAAACGGACUUGGACCGGGCCCAGCUCCUCAGCAAGUGGAUUCAGAUUGCGGUUGAGACAAAGACGGCCCUGGGGAAUCUGUUUGGGUUCAGUGCCAUCAUGCUGGGACUGUGCAUGCAGCAGAUCCAAAAGCUUGAUCAAGCCUGGCACAUCCUGAGGCAGCAAUUCACGGACAGCGCUUUCACCUUUGAGGCCAAGCUGCGUCCUACACUGAUCAGCAUGAACGAGGCUUCCAAUCCACAGGCUCCCAAUACGACCGUACCCCAUGUCCUGCUCUACGCCCUGCUAAUCGAUCGUCCCGUCAUGGACAUUAUAAAUCACUCGAACAUUGACGAUCGCCCGGCUUUAUAUCACACCUGCAUAGCUCCUUGGGAGUCCAAGGCCGAUGACUUUGGCAUGACCAUCAAUUUCCUACAUUUGGAUGCCUCUCGGGGAUUCCUCAAGAACCUGGAUCUGUUCCGAAAGAAUGCCAAGGUUAUUCUAGAGGAAGCCAGCACCAGACUGGAUGAGCUCCUUGCAGACGCUUUCCGCACCGAGUUCCAUGUGAAAUUCCUUUGGGGUAGUUCUGGAGCCACUGCCAAGGCUGAGGAUCGUCACAGCAAAUUGGAAAAAGUGCUAACGCUGAUGGCCGACAAGUUUAGCAUGAUGAACGAAAAGUAAAAUGUGGCGCUAAUAGUAUUUAUUUAUUUAUUCUGUUUUAUAGCUCGUAACACGCGAAUGAAAAUAUGCAUCGAGUCGGAACGUAUUAUAUUUUCGUGCUUAAAGAUAAUCCAAAAUGUUCCAUACAGUGCACGUAUUUUACGAAGACUGCUCAACUCAAGUACUUAACUAUAACCACGUAAUCCCCUUAACACUUUUCCAACGAUACAUCUAUGCCCAACUAUCUCCGAUUAUCUCUGGACCCUCCGCAACCUUAAAUUUAGUGCUGUCUCUCUACCUCAGCCUGAAGCACAUUAUGUUACAGUUCAAAUAUUGAUUAAUCCUUACCCGAAGCCUACUUUGAAUAAGUUAACCUUUGCACAAAUAAUUAAAUAUGUCCGUAUGCUACAACAUGUUUUUACCAAAA